Dibothriocephalus latus is the source of this 300-nucleotide messenger RNA. The record is from the annotation of a GenBank genome assembly. Lineage: Eukaryota; Metazoa; Platyhelminthes; Cestoda; Diphyllobothriidea; Diphyllobothriidae.
AUGACUGCCCUGACUGUUCCCCCUUUUUUCAGACUCAACGAACUGCGUCGCGACCUUCAGGCCCGCCUACAUCUCGGCAAUGACCGCGAACUGGUGUCUGACAGGAUCCUGCUCUCCCAGGAGGUUGCCAUAAACAUGCUCGAUGACGUCCGGCAGUCGGCCAAACGGUGCAUGAUUGUGAGUCCCUUUGCCCCGGGAUGGGCAAUCUUUUUUUACUGCCACAAGCGCUACAACUGCUAUACGGUGACUGAAAAAGCCGGCCGGUCCGCCUACCCCUGUCGCACAGGACCUGCCGCUUAA